GAGUCGCGAGAGCAGCAGCAGCAGCAGCAGCAGCAGACAGUUCCACCAGAGACACAGCCAGAGCCAAACCCAAGAGCACACAGCCCCCCGUACAGCACAGCACAGCAGCAACAUGAUGUACUGAAGAAAGGAUUCUCCAUGGCCAAGGAGGGAGUGGUGGCCGCCGCCGAGAAGACCAAGGCUGGGGUGGAGGAGGCGGCAGCCAAGACCAAGGAGGGGGUCAUGUAUGUAGGAAACAAGACAAAGGAGGGAGUGGUAUCAGGAGUGAACACAGUGGCCCAAAGAACGACUGAUCAGGCCAACAUCGUGGCCGACACAACAGUUGCCGGGGCCAACGAGGUGGCUCAACAGACAGUGGAUGGCGUUGAGAACGCGGCGGUGUCAACCGGAUUGGUCAACCCGGCUGAUUUCUCCCACACGGAGGGAGCGGCAGAGGAGGGGGGGCAGUGUCAGUCCUGAGCGUGAGCUGCAGCGUCGUCCCUCUCCUCAGUUUGGGUUCAACUCUGCGUGAGCUGCUGGUUGGCCCUCCCAUCUCCGCCUCUGGAUCCCAGAAUGCUUUCUGUUGUGUGACUCAGUGAAACUAAACAUUCAGAGAGAUUUCCCCCUCGCCUCUACACCGCCCCAUCCACAACACACCCUCUACCCUUCCCUGCCCCCCUCAACUCACCCUAGCCCCACCAUUAACCCACCUCAUCACUGUGACCCCCCUUUCCAGAACAUCAGAACACACACACACACACGCAAAAUGCAGUGGCACUUAGAAUUACUUUGUAGAACCGUGAUCAUUUCCCUGCUCUCUCUAGAGGUUUAGCAAAAGUGAAACUUUCUGGUAGUGUGCACGCUGUCAGCUAAUGUAACACCUGUACUUAUACAGUAGAUGUACUUAUAUUGGUGUAUGCUUUUUGGUCAGGAUUGUUGAUUAAGAUGUGUUUGAAGCCUGUGUAUUUAACCCAUUGUGUCUUAUUGCCUGAUAUUUACCCCCGUCCCUUAAUGUGACAGAUCAGGGUUCAGAGUUAGAGCGAAGGUGGAGAAAGGGUUAACAGCAGCACUGCCCAAUCCUCCUCCCCCCCCCCCCCACUUCCACUGUGUUCUUCCUCGCCCUUCCGUUAUUUUUUUAUUUUUUUUGACCAAGGAAGUCCUAAACCUCAGGGCUCUGUUGAAGUAUUAUAAUUAGAGGGCUUUCGUAGGCAAAAGUUUGUAUUGGAAAUAUGUAGGUCAUAAACAGAUGUUGUGUACCUUCUCAGCCUGUGGUGUUUACCAUCCACACUUUCAGCUUGGAUUUCCUGUCAUAGUCAGCAAGAGCAUAGGCGGAAAUCCCGGGGGGGACAGGGGGGACACGACCCCCCAAUCCUGGGAAAAAUAUGAUUUGUUCCCCCCAAUAAAUCACUGUAAACAUAAGGACAUUUCAAUAAUAUUAAUAAUAUAUAUUUAACAUAUAACAAUGUAGGCUAUGUGUUUUGGUGUCCCCCUCAGGAAUUUCUCUUGAGAAAAUGUCAUAUAAUUGUCCCCCCCCCAAAUUUAUAGCAGAUUUUCGCCACUGAGCAAGAGGGUUCAUGAUGGUGAGGGGUUUCACCAGGUUACAUGUAAAACUGUUACAUGGACCCUGCUGUGUUAACCUUCUAUUAUAGAUGGUAGAAAGAGAAAUUAAUUUAAAAAAACUGUGUGGUUAUAUAUAUUGACUUUGCUUGUUCCAAGAUUAUUUUCCUCAAAUGUAGAUAUAUGAAUGAUUUGAAAACGUUGCAAAAAUAAGUAAAUACAGCAAUGUAUGUCUCUACAAGAGCCACAUUUUACAGUGAUGUUAUACUUUGGUCUUUGUCAUCGUGCUUUCACUCUGUGAUAAGCCACACCGUCUGUCACUCAACCGGGUGCUCUGGCCCCUCCCCCUGUCUUCUGUCUGCUCUUGGUCACUAAAAAUAGGUCUUUUAA
Osmerus eperlanus (European smelt) is the source of this 1926-nucleotide messenger RNA. It is a transcript of the gene sncga, whose product is annotated as synuclein, gamma a. The transcript has 5 exons. Bases 139 to 459 code for a protein of 106 amino acids. Gene Ontology annotation, biological process: synapse organization; chemical synaptic transmission; synaptic vesicle endocytosis. The record is from RefSeq and is a predicted model, not a curated record. NCBI's taxonomy places the organism in Eukaryota, Metazoa, Chordata, Actinopteri, Osmeriformes, Osmeridae. Gene Ontology annotation, cellular component: cytoplasm; neuronal cell body; axon terminus. Gene Ontology annotation, molecular function: cuprous ion binding.